Molecule: messenger RNA, 4353 nt
Organism: Sebastes umbrosus (honeycomb rockfish)
Lineage: Eukaryota; Metazoa; Chordata; Actinopteri; Perciformes; Sebastidae
Gene: lrfn5b
Product: leucine rich repeat and fibronectin type III domain containing 5b
Exons: 6
Coding region: 937-3333 (798 amino acids)
Molecular function (GO): protein binding
Source: RefSeq, a predicted model, not a curated record
GCUUUGACACCUGCAUUUAUUGAUUAAUAAAGGUUCAUCUUAUCUUAUCUUUAUCUUAUCUUACUGCGUUUCGUGCAGUAGAGUUCAAUCUACAUGAAUAAAUGAUGAUGCCUUGCCUGUGAGAGCCUGUGAGAUAGAGGCUGGGAGGCAGGCUCUGCAUCUGUCUAUGCACACAAAUGGUCUCUGUGCAGCUCGGAGCGCACUGAUUACCAUUCCGAGCACAGCACCUCUGGUCAGAAAUGGAGCCGGGUCGGUGGUUGACAGUAUAGUCCGGGGGCAGCAGGAGGAGGAGGAGGAGGAAGAGGAGGGAGGUGCGUGUAUUAUGGCAGCCACCCUUCAGUCAAUCUGGAUUAACUCGCACUGAGCCUCUCUGCGUCGCCAGCGAAAGCCCGUUGAAAGCGAUCCGAACAUCUGGCUGCAUUCAGUCAGUCACAGCAGCAGCAGCAGCAGCAGCAGCAGCAGCGCUGUAGAUAUUAAAGCAGCCUGUUCUCUGUCGCUGCUUUUAAAGGCGUUUUCUCUUCUGGAGGUGCACAACGGAGCGGAUGCGCAGUAUAAGACGCAGAUCCACGCACAGCUGCUGCAGCCACACCGGGACGCUUUGGGGGUUUUUCCUGUAUUUUUUUUUUUCUUUCACUAAAGGAAAGGAACAUAUCUCCUUGUGUUGAAGGGAUCGGAAAAAAAGGAGUCGUCCUUUUACAUGCUUGGUCAUGGAUUUCUUGAAGGGCAUCGCUGCUGGUUUCGCAGGCCGUCACAUGUUAUUAUAGGAGCCGAGGCGCGUGUUUUCGGGACACCUGAAAUAUCUCCCCUCGAGUCCCAUUUUUAUUCCCAUCACAAUGCUCUCAGCUCAUCCUGGGAGGAAAUAAAAGCUCCAACUCCAUCCUCUGGCUCGGCUUGAUGUUUCAUCUGCAAGGUGUAUUAACCUGACUGAAAAGCCAAAUGGAGUCUCUCCUGGUUUAUCUCAUAGUCCUCGGUGUGGCUGUGAAGGCCCACAAAGUUCAGGUCUGCCCCAAGCGCUGCGUCUGCCAAGUGCUCAACCCCAACCUGGCGACUCUGUGCGACAAAAAGGGGCUCCUCUUUGUGCCCCCGAACAUCGACCGGCACACGGUGGAGAUGCGUCUCGGGGAUAACUUUGUAACUACUAUCAAGCGCAAAGAUUUCGCCAACAUGACCAAGCUGGUGGAUCUGACCCUCUCCCGGAACACCAUCGGCUCCAUCGCGCCCCUCGCUUUCAAAGACCUGGAGAACCUACGAGCCCUCCACCUCGACAGCAACCGGCUCUCCCGCAUCAUCAACGACACCUUCAGCGGCAUGUCCAAGCUGCACCACCUCAUCCUCAACAACAACCAGCUCAUGCACAUCCAGAUCGGGGCCUUCAACGAUCUGACGGCGCUGGAGGAGCUGGACUUAUCCUACAACAACUUAGAGAGUGCGCCGUGGGUGGCCAUUCAGAGGAUGUCCAGCCUCCACACUCUCAAUUUGGACCACAACAUGCUCAGCUACAUCCCAGAGGGCACUUUCUCUGGGCUGCAGAAGCUCAAGAGGCUGGACGUGACUUCCAACAAGCUCCAGAAGCUUCCUCCUGACCCGAUUUUCCAAAGAGCGGGUGUCCUGGCCACCUCUGGGAGCAUGGGGCCCUUGUCAUUCGCGUUGAGCUUCGGAGGAAACCCGCUGAGGUGCAACUGUGAGCUGCUCUGGCUGCGGAGGUUGCGCAGGGAGGACGAUCUGGAGACCUGUGCCUCACCGCAGCACCUCGCUGGACGCUAUUUCUGGACUGUUUCAGAGGAGGAGUUCCUGUGUGAGCCUCCACUCAUCACCAGGCACUCUCAGGAGCUGCGAGCUCUGGAGGGUCAGAGUGUGACCCUGCGCUGUAAGGCCAGGGGCGACCCCGACCCCAUCAUCCACUGGAUCGCCCCCGACGGACGCCUUAUGUCCAACUCCUCCAGGGCAGCGGUCCACACAGACGGCACGUUGGACAUCCUCAUCAGCACCGUCAAGGACUCGGGUUCCUUCACCUGCGUGGCCUCCAACCCGGCAGGCGAGGCCCAGCAGACGGUGGACCUGGUCAUCGCUAAACUCCCUCAUAUCACCAACAACACAGUAGCAGAGCAGGAGCCCGACCCCGGGUCAUCAGAUAUCGCCACGGUGACCAAGACGGGGGCGGAGGCGGGAGGGUUGCCUCUGGGGAACGCGAAGACGAGCCAGGACAAGAAAGUAGUGAUUGCUGAGGCCACUUCCACCUCGGCCCUGGUCAGGUUUAACUUCCAGAGGAGUAUUCCUGGAAUACGCAUGUUCCAGAUCCAAUAUAAUGGCACCUAUGAUGAUUCACUGGUUUACAGAAUGAUACCCCCGACCAGUAAGAGCAUCCUGGUAAACAACCUGGCGGCUGGAACGCAGUACGACCUGUGUGUGCUGGCCAUCUACGAUGACCAGGUGACCUCGCUGACCGCCACCAGGGUGAUUGGUUGCAUCCACUUCACCACAGAUCCGCAGUACCUGAGAUGCCAUUUCAUGCAGUCCCAGUUUCUUGGCGGCACCAUCGUGGUUAUCAUUGGAGGGAUUAUCGUGGCCUCUGUGCUCGCUUUUAUCAUCUUCCUCAUUGUGCGCUACCGGGUGUGUAACCAAGGAGAUGCAGAUAAGGCUCUGGAGAUGGGGGAUAUUCGGUCACUGAGCAGUGAUGGACAGCUACAGGGCUGUGGGAUCCCCAAGUCCCUCUCCAAGCAGGUCCUGCGUCCAGAGAAGAACGACAAGGAGUGCCUCAGAAUUAACCUGCCACCGCCGGAGCCAGCCAUGCAGCGACCGCCGGUCGUCGUAGCCAGCACCAAACCCUCCGUCCCUGACUGCACGGUCUCUACCUCCGCCGCCAGCCACAGCUGGCACCCAGCCUCCCCGGGCGCCCCGAGGCCCAAACGUUCCAGCGCUCCACCAAAACCCUCAGAGGCUCGUCGGUCCGAAGCUCAGGCAGACGUCGAGCUCGACAACAUGAACCGGAAUAACUCGUCAGAGGUUAAAAUGACCACCGCCGUCGCUCUGGCCGUUCCUGGCCAGCCCACCAAAUGGACUGCUGUCCCCAGGGGGCCGCGGCCCCAGCAGCCCUCUCGAAAUUACAUGACUGUGCCUGCAGGGGGAGCGAGGGUGAACCGCAGGCACUCCCUCAACGUAGACUCAUAUAGGGAGCACUGCUACGUGGCUUACCCCAAACCGGGGGCCAGCCUGCGCUCCAAGCGGAGCCUGUCGAUGAGCGGGGAGCUGCCGCAGCUGGAGAGCAUGACAAACAUUCGCCGGGCCAGGGACAAGCUCUCCAAGUCUGAGUGGCUUCUGGAGAGCACUUUAUGAUUUGGAGUUUAUGACCUGCGUUCUCUUGUUUUCUUGGAUUGGAUUUGUGGCCCAGUUGUGGAGCAGACAGGGAUUUUAUGCCUUGUUUUGAGCUUUUUGUGCUCUCUAUUGAGGGACCUGUAAGCUUCUCAUAUAUAUAUAUAUAUAUAUGGGGCCAAGGCAGGCACACAGGGUUAUGGGAAACGUUUCACAUUUGUUUUCUACCUUAUAACCUGUCAAAGUCGUCUUUAUAACGACAUUUGAUCAAACUUUGACGAAAAGGCACAACAAUGUAUAAAACAACUUCAUGUACAAAAAUGUUUAGUUGUGUGAGAUGCUGUAUAUCUCAACACAACCAUAAGUGUUCAUGUGGUAUUGAAUGCAGUAACCUGGACAUACUGUAUUAUAACAAAGAGGGUGGGGUUAUUAUACUCGCCGCCUCGUCGCCCGUUACUCAAAGUGGCGGUCUCUGUAGACUUUGAACACGAUUCUUGUCUCCAGCUCUACAGACAGACGGUGACAUGUCUUAAUUACCUUGGUGGCAGUUUUGGAGAGAUUACGAAUGUGCUUUACAUCCCAGAGGUGUUGGAACAGAAUGUAGUAGACAGACAGCACUCCAUCUUUUCAUCCCGACACCCCCCCAGACACAGCACAAUGCAGUACUUUUGUGGCACAAGUCGACUCAGCCUAAUACUGCCCUCCGGUUUGAAUCGAUACAUUUUUAUCACAUAAUUACAUAAAGACUCAACUCUGAUAGGAUUUCUGUCAUGGCUGAUUUGAGCGACAAUUGAACUAACACCCACAGCAUGACAGGUGCGGGAAGUAAUCCGAUAUUAACGCGUGGAUGAGAUCCAGAGGAAACGGUCCAUAUUUCCAUGUUUUUUACUUACUGACGUUAUCAUGUUACGCCGAUGACAUUGUAAAUUAACUUGUCGAUGUAAGAGAAACGAUAAUCACACGUAUGGGAGGACGUCAGCUCUUGAUUUUGCUGUUGUUUCUGUUUGAUGUUUACCAGUAUAAAUAAACCAGUGAUAAAAGGGA